AUGACUAUACUAUUUAUUGCAUGGAUAUGUGCACUGCCGGUAGAGCUGGCGGCAGCACAGGUCAUUUAUAUCCUCGGUGCUUUAAAUGGCCAUCACGUUGUUAUUACUUGUUUGCCAACUGGCAUUUACGGUACCAUAUCUGCUGCAACAGUCGUUUCUCGUUUAAUUUCAACCUUUCCUCACGUUCAGUACACGCUUAUGGUUGGAAUCGGAGGCGGUGCCCCAAACAACAGCAAUGACAUUCGAUUGGGUGAUGUGGUGGUCAGCAAGCCAGUCGGAAAAUAUAGUGGAGUCAUCCAGUAUGAUUACGGCAAGACAAUUCAAGGCGGGCAAUUCGAGCAAACCGGCACGUUGAACUCCCCACCGCAGGUUCUUUUAACACAUAUUGCCCAUCUUCAAGCGAUCCAGCUGGCUAGAAGUGAGGAUACCAUUUCACAUAUUGUGUCGGAUGUAUUAGAACGGAACCCGGAUAUGAAAAGAAGAUUCACACCUCCAAGUCAGCACACUGAUUAUCUCUUUCAAUUAUCUUAUCACCAUAUUAAUAAAGAAAUCGACUGUGGACAUUGUGACAAAAAGCAGUUCAUUCACCGACCACUGCGGCAAAAUAGGACACCUUAUAUCCACUAUGGGUUGAUCGCAUCCGGAGAUCAGGUUAUGAAAGACUCAGAGACACGGGACCGCCUCGCUCAACAAUUGGGGAUCCUCUGUUUUGAAAUGGAAGGCGCUGGCCUCAUGAACCAGCUCCCCACUCUAGUGAUUCGCGGGAUCUCUGACUACUGUGACUCUCAUAAACAGAAGCAGUGGCAGGGGUAUGCGGCCCUUAUCGCGGCGGCUUAUGCUAAGCUGCUGUUAACUGUUGUUCCUGCCUAUAGCUACAAUACAUGUGAUAUAAAAACUACAGAAAAAGGCUCUCUCUCGGACUCAGCUUGUCUUACUCCUGCAAACGCUGCUUUGCGGGAAUUCUAUAGUGAUGCAAAGCGUCUUGACAUUCAACGAUUAUCUGGUAAACUGCUACCAAUGGACCAUUGUUAUAUCAACCUUGCAAUAGUGGAGCAUUCACCCUCAACCAAAACGCAUGCUGAUCAAGAAUCUUCUCCAUUUCCACUCUUUAGCCGCCUCAAAGUUGACACUGUCAACACUAGCGCGCAGAUCUCUCUAAAAACCCUCUUUGACCCACGAAAGCAGUCAGAGGAGAAGGUUAUAAUGCCAAAGAGAAUCUUAAUUCAAGGGCGCGCGGGGGUGGGAAAGACAACGUUGUGCAAAAAGAUCGUAUACGAUUAUUUGUACAGUGGGAUGUGGAAAGAUUUAUUUGACUGGGUAUUUUGGGUGCCACUCCGGAAGCUCAAAUUCAAGUCGUCGUCUACAACAUACAAUAUGGGAGACCUAUUCUACGAUGAAUACUUCUCUCAACGCCCACAAGGUAGAAACUUGGCCCAGGAAAUGUGGUCAUCUGUAAACGAGCCACUUGCACGUGAAAAGACUCUCUUUAUACUUGAUGGACUAGACGAAGUGCCUCAAAAUUGGGGAACUCCUAUGGAUGAGUUUCUAGCCCAUCUUCUUAGACAGCCCCAAGUCAUUGUCACCACUCGUCCCCAAACGUUGAAUCGAAAUUACCUUGAGCCAUUUGACCUUGAAUUAGAAACAAUUGGCUUCCUCCCUAACCAGGUUAUGACUUAUAUCGAAAAGGUGUCUGAUAAAGACAUUGCAGAACAGAUUCAGAAAUUCAUCAACAGUCGUUGGCUUAUUCGGGGUUUGGUUCGGAUCCCUAUUCAACUUGAUGCACUCUGUUAUAGUUGGAAUCAUGACUUUCAGUUAGAUGGUGGACCGAAAAACAUGACGGCACUCUACCAGGCAAUCAUGCUAAAAUUGUGGACAAAGGAUAUCGACCAAUUAGAAAAAACACGUUACGGAAAGCAACUUACUAAGAAUGAAGUUUUAUGUCUAAGGACAGCUAAACAAAUUGAGCCCCUGGUGGAGGACGAAAUUGAGUUUCUUGAAUCCUUGGCAUUCUCUGGCCUCUACAAUAACAUUGUCGACUUUAAUAGUUAA
Messenger RNA from Talaromyces marneffei, 2049 nucleotides. RefSeq lists its product as uncharacterized. Gene Ontology annotation, molecular function: catalytic activity. NCBI's taxonomy places the organism in Eukaryota, Fungi, Ascomycota, Eurotiomycetes, Eurotiales, Trichocomaceae. Gene Ontology annotation, biological process: nucleoside metabolic process. Bases 1 to 2049 code for a protein of 682 amino acids. The transcript is spliced from 2 exons. The record is from RefSeq and is a predicted model, not a curated record.